AUGAAGACUACGUGGAAAGAUAUCCCUCCGGUGCCCACCAACCAGGAAUUCCUGGAUAUUGUCCUUAGUCGUACACAGCGACAGUUGCCCACUCAGAUUCGUGCGGGCUUCAAGAUCAGCCGUAUUCGAGGCUUCUACACUCGAAAAGUGAAGUACACCCAAGAGACAUUUGGCGAAAAAUUCCAAGCGAUUUUGGAUGGAUUUCCCAGACUACAAGACAUUCAUCCUUUCCACAAGGAUUUGAUGAACACGCUGUAUGAUGCCGACCAUUUCAGAAUUGCCCUCGGUCAAGUCUCGACCGCAAAGCAUUUGAUCGAAACGGUGUCCCGCGACUACGUCCGUCUCAUCAAAUAUGCUGGGUCUCUUUUCCAGUGCAAACAGCUUAAGCGCGCUGCUCUCGGUCGCAUGGCCACCAUUUGCCGACGCCUCAAAGACCCGCUCGUUUAUUUGGAACAAGUUAGACAACAUUUGGGUCGUCUACCCUCGAUCGACCCCAACACCCGAACUCUCUUGAUUUGCGGAUAUCCCAAUGUCGGAAAGUCCAGCUUUUUGCGUAGCAUCAGUCGCGCGGAUGUUGACGUUCAGCCCUAUGCUUUCACAACCAAGAGUUUGUUUGUCGGUCAUUUCGACUACAAGUACCUCCGAUUUCAAGCCAUCGAUACCCCCGGAAUUCUCGACCACCCUCUGGAGGAGAUGAACACCAUUGAAAUGCAGUCGAUCACUGCCAUCGCCCAUUUGCGGUCCGCGGUUAUGUACUUUAUGGAUCUGUCCGAGCAGUGCGGUUACUCCGUUUCCGACCAGAUUAAGCUGUUCCACAAUAUCCGGCCCUUGUUCGCCAAUAAGAUUGUCUUUGUUGUGGUGAACAAGAUCGACGUUCGACGACCGGAAGAUCUUGAGCCUGAGGUUCAAGAGGAGAUGCAGAAUAUGCUCAAGGCAGACGACGUUGAGCUUCUCCAGCUUUCUUGCACUACCACCGAGGGUGUAACCAACGUUAAGAACGCUGCAUGCGAUAAGUUGCUAGCGGAGCGAGUUGCACAGAAGCUCAAGUCGGGAUCCAACAACGCUGGCACCCCUGGUGGAAGACUUGGCGAUGUUCUCGCGCGUAUCCACGUUGCACAGCCCAUGGGUGGAGCACAGCUCGAAACAUUCAUUCCCGAUGCUGUCAAGAACCUCAAGAAAUACGACAAGAACGACCCAGACCGGAAGCAGCUGGAGCGGGAUAUCGAGGAGGAGAACGGCGGUGCUGGUGUUUACAACGUCGAUCUCAAGAAGAACUACAUGCUUGCAGACGACGAAUGGAAGCACGACAAGAUCCCCGAGGUAUGGUACGGAAAGAACAUUUACGAUUACGUGGACCCCGACAUCGAGGCCAAGUUGACUGCCCUGGAGGAAGAGGAAGAGAAGCUCGAGGCAGACGGCUACUACGAGUCAGACGAGAGUGUAGAGGAUGCCGAAGACGCCGACACCCGCAUGAAGGCGGAUCUCAUUCGCGAGAAGCGUACUUUGAUGCGCAACGAGGCAAAGCUCCGCAAGUCCCUCAAGAACCGCGCGGCCAUCCCCCGCAGCGCCAAAUCCAAGAGACUCUCCCAGAUGGAGCAGGGCCUGGACGCUGCCGGCUACGAUGCCGACGCCGCUGUUUCUCGUGUCCGUUCCCAGAGCCAAUCCCGUGGCCGUACGACGACCCGCGACAUGGACGACGACGCGAUGGAUGUCGACCCCUCCGACCCCAAACAGGCAAUUGCCAGGGCCAAGGGCCGUGCUCGCAGCCAGGCUGCUACAAACCGUCUGCAAGAUGGUGUUACCGACGAAACAUCCCGCAGCAAGGCCGAGCGCCUCACCAAGCUGAGCCAGAAGAAGAUGAACCGUAUGGCCAGACAGGGAGAAGCCGAUCGACACCAGACCGUGUCUCUCGUGAAGCACUUGGUUGCCGGCAAACGUGGUAUGGGCAAGACGCAACGUCGUUAA
This is a messenger RNA of Aspergillus puulaauensis, 1965 nucleotides long. RefSeq names its product putative GTPase NOG1 (gene NOG1). Bases 1 to 1965 code for a protein of 654 amino acids. The transcript has 5 exons. NCBI's taxonomy places the organism in Eukaryota, Fungi, Ascomycota, Eurotiomycetes, Eurotiales, Aspergillaceae. The record is from RefSeq and is a predicted model, not a curated record. Gene Ontology annotation, cellular component: nucleolus. Gene Ontology annotation, biological process: ribosomal large subunit biogenesis. Gene Ontology annotation, molecular function: GTP binding; GTPase activity; RNA binding.